Messenger RNA from Conger conger (European conger), 2018 nucleotides. Its product is annotated as zinc transporter ZIP11-like. The coding region runs from base 334 to 1449 and encodes 371 amino acids. The record is from RefSeq and is a predicted model, not a curated record. Gene Ontology annotation, molecular function: zinc ion transmembrane transporter activity. The transcript is spliced from 10 exons. Gene Ontology annotation, biological process: zinc ion transmembrane transport. Gene Ontology annotation, cellular component: membrane. Lineage: Eukaryota; Metazoa; Chordata; Actinopteri; Anguilliformes; Congridae.
CAACCGUAAACCUUAUGAAUAUACAGGCAGCUUACAGCAUGUAACAGCGAGCUACCUAUCCAAAUGUGUGUAACUCAUGAGAAAGAUCGUGCGUGGUGCUGCUAGCCCUGGUGAAAAAUCCAGCUAUGACCAGCUUGAAAUGCCGGCUACCAGCUGUUUCAAAACGGCAUGGUCAAAUCAUGUUGAAUAGAGAGCUGGUCUACGAGCUGUUUCUAAACCUAGCUUGAGCUAUUUUUUCAGCUGGGAUGUCGUCUAGUAUUUCCCUUUAAAAAGUACCAUUCAGCCUGUAACUUGUCAUCAUACGCGAGUUUAGAUGGCUGGCUAGCUAAUUCUAUGCUUAUCAACCACGAGUUAAUUUAUGUUUUCAAGGUGUCUGCUGAGUCAACCGAAGGUGUGCCCGUGAAACGCGCUGAGAUUAGUCUGCUGUUUGUGGCUAAAAGGUUCGGCACCAUGAUCGCUGGCUUCAGCCCCGUCAUCCAGGGCCUCCUCGGGACCCUGUUCACCUGGGGUCUGACCGCCGUCGGGGCUGCGCUGGUGUUCGUCUUCUCCAGCGGCCAGAAACGCAUUCUUGAUGGAAGCCUGGGCUUUGCAGCUGGGGUGAUGCUGGCUGCCUCCUACUGGUCCCUCCUGGCCCCUGCCAUCGACAUGGCCGAGGAUUCUGGGAAGUACGGUGCCUUCUCCUUCCUGCCGGUCGCGGUGGGAUUCUCGCUGGGUGCCGCCUUCGUGUACCUUGCCGACCUCGCCCUGCCGGCACUGGGUGUGGGCGCUGACCCCCACAAGGCCCUGGCCCUGCCUGUGGACUACAAGUCCCAGAAGGAGAAGGAGGAGGACACGCCCCCGCUGCACGCAGAGGUCCAGGAGCUGUCCAUCAGGAUAGAUAAGGUUGAGAACGGGGAGCUGUACCAGAGGAAGAGAGGAGCCCCCUCCGGCCCGGUGCAGGAGCAGGGCGUGGCUCGCCCCCCGGACGGGGCGGGGCCGACCGGGAGCAGCUGGAGACGCAUCGUCCUGCUCAUCCUCGCCAUCACCAUCCACAACAUCCCCGAGGGCCUGGCGGUGGGUGUGGGGUUCGGGGCCAUUGGAAAGACUCCGUCCGCCACUUUCGAGAGAGCCAGGAACCUGGCCAUCGGCAUCGGCAUCCAGAACUUCCCAGAAGGCCUUGCAGUGAGUCUGCCUCUCAGGGGGAGCGGAGUGUCCGCAUGGAGAUCCUUCUGGUACGGCCAGCUCAGUGGCAUGGUGGAGCCGGUUGCCGGGUUACUGGGUGCGGUUGCCGUGGUGAUGGCGGAGCCCUUGCUCCCCUACGCGCUGGCCUUCGCUGCGGGAGCCAUGGUGUACGUGGUGGUGGAUGACAUCAUCCCUGAGGCCCAACUCAGUGGGAACGGGACGCUGGCCUCCUGGAGCUGCAUACUGGGAUUCGUUGUGAUGAUGUCGCUGGACGUGGGCCUGGGCUGACCUCAUCACGUCUUCUUCUGCUUGCUCUCCCAAAAGGCCAUGUUUCUGCUUUGUAAAUGGGGACAAUUGGCAUUAUCUAAUGCCAUUUCUUAAAAAUACAAACCAAAAAAAAAAAAAGGAAAAAAAGUAAUUAUUUUUAUUUUUUUAAUGAUUGUGAUCUGAUACAGUACUGUAAUGAUACUUGAAAUGUAAUUCUGGUGUGAAUGAUAUGAAAGAUGUUUUUGGUUUUUGAGAUGGUGCGUUGCCAUUUCCUCUGUUGGCCAGUUUGAGUUCCUGUGCCACACUGACUGCAGCAGCUUACACAGGAAGUGCGCUGCGGAAAAACUUCCUGUAGAACGCAGUCGCUGGUGCCAUCCUGCCAAAGUGUGUGUGUGUGUGUGUGUGUGUGUGUGUGUGUGUGUGUGUGUGUGUGUCUGUGUGAGUGUGAGUGUGUGAGUGUGUGAGUGUGUGAGUGUGUGAGUGUGUGAGUGUGUGAGUGAGCGUGUGAGCGUGAUAAAUACUGUGUGUGCCUGUGAGAGAGAGAGAGAGAAAGAGAAAGAGACUGUGUGUGUGUGUGUGUGUGUGUGUGU